AUGAGUAGUUUAGAAAAAUUGAUAAUAAGUGGUAUACGUAGUUUUACUCCAGAUAGAAGAGAAGCAAUACAAUUUGAUCAUCCAAUAACUUUAAUAGUGGGCCCAAAUGGAUCAGGUAAAACGACAAUAAUUGAAUGUUUAAAAGUAUCAGUAACAGGGGAUUUACCUCCAAAUGUAAAGAGUGGGCAGAAUUUUGUGCAUGAUCCAAAGCUACGGGAUUCUCCAGAUACAAAAGGGCAAGUUAGAUUGAUAUUCCGUGACUCAAUUAAGAAUAAGAAAAUUCAAAUUGUGAGGUCAUUUCAAUUAUCUUAUAUUAAGAAUAAGAAAUUAGGUAUAAAUCAAUCAGAUCCUAUUAAAACUCAGUUUAGAGUUCUAGAAAGUGUUUUACAAACAAAAGAUGAUGAAACUGGAGAAAUAGCUAGCAUAAGUCAUAAAUGUGUCGAUAUUAAUAACCAAGUACCAAAGUUAUUUGGUAUUUCACCUGCCAUUAUUGAAAAUGUAAUUUUCUGUCAUCAAGAAGAUUCAAAUUGGCCUUUACAAGAUACAGCUAAGAUAAAAAAGAAAUUUGAUGAUUUAUUUGGGGCAACAAGAUUUAGUAAGUCACUAGAUACUUUUACUAAGUUAAAGAAUGAGUACAAAAAAAAAAAGAAGGAGAUGGCAUUAGAAAAUGAGCUAUUAAAGCAGAAAGUAACACUAUUAGAGGAUACUGAGAGAAAACGUGAAGAAUUUUCAAAGAGGAUAAGUGAUAUUACAGAACAAUAUGAUAUAUUAUUCAGAGAAUUAACAGGAUUAUCUGAAGUAGGAUACAAAAAUAGUGAGAAGAUUAAACGGAUAGAAUUUUUAUAUAAUGACUUAAAGAUAAAGAAGAGUAUUUCAGAUACUUACUAUAAUGAUAUUAAGAAUAUAAGACAUUCUGAUAAUAAUUUUAAUGAUAUAUGUGAGGAUAUGUUAAGUACCCCAUUAGACAAAUUAGAAUGUCAGAAAAUAUCAAAAACCCAAGAGCAUGAUAAACUAUCUAUUGAACUAAAGGAUAUUAAGAAAGAAACUGAAGAAUUAGAAUACAAUAUAAAGAACAUAAAAACUGAUAAGGAAGAUAAGAAUAGUUACACUAAGACUUAUAAUCAAGUUUUAGUAUUAAUUAGUGGAAUGUGCGAUUCACCAAUAAUAUCUGAACAUGAAGAAUUAUUAUAUUUUCUAAGAGAUUUACAAUAUCAAAUUGAAAAUAUUUGUAACGGGGAUGGAAUAUUUGAUUGGGACUCAGCUUUAACUUGGGUAGAGGGUUUACAAAUGGAUGAUUUAGAAGCUAUUAAUAUAGAGAUUGCAAUUUGCAAUGAAAAACUGAAGACAAAUAAUGAACAUAAGCAACAUAUAAUAAGUUGUCUUGAAGACCUGCGUGUAAUGGAAAGAGAUUAUGAACGAAAUUUGGAUCAACUUAAUCAUUAUAUCAAGGAUUAUAGUAACAUAAAUGAUGAAAUUGACAAAAUAGAAUCUGAGAUGAGUGAAUACAAAGAGAAUAUUCUAGAUAAUUUUCGUUCUUUGACUAAUAAACAGGAAGUUAAGCUAUCUGAUGAAGUCCCGGAAAUAUUUAGUGAUAUAUUUAAUAGUACAUUUGAAUUAGGGACUUUAGAUGGUGAGAUUGGAAUACUAGCAAACCUUGCUUUGCUAAAAGCGGAAAAUGAAGAUAUUGAAGCUAUCUUAUUAAGCAAAUUAGGAUCAUUUGAUACUAUAGAUAAGGUAAUAAAUUAUAAACAAAAUAUUUAUAAUGAAAAAAAAAGAUCAACAAUAUCUUUUUGGAAAGAGCUGGAUUACAAAUGGGAAUCUAAAACUAGAAAUAGUCUAUUUACUAGCAGAAAAGCUCAACUUGAAGCAGAAUAUAAUAUUUUAAAAAACAAACUCGAAACUUUUCCUAGUGAUAUGAUUGAAAAAAGAGACUUGAUAAACUCAAAACUUGAAUAUCUAAAGAAUACUAAGAUUAUGGAUAUAAAAACUGAACUGUCUCAAGAAGAAAUUAAUGAAAAAUCUCUGAAUGAACUUGCUCAGUCCUUAAAUUUAAGAAAAAACUCAGUUGAAAUUGAAAGAAAAAAUUUAAUAAGUGUAUUAAAGAAUCAAUUAUUAGAUAUUCAAGAAAAAUGCAAAUAUUUAUACUCAAAUCGUGAUAAGCUGAGUUCAACUUGUGAAGUUUUAAAUGAAGAGGAGAUUAUGAAAAAAGUCGAAUACUUGGGAAAUACUGAAAAAAUGAGAUAUCAAAAAAUGAUUGAUUGUAAAAAAGAAAUAGAGACACUUAAUAAAUGCAUCCAAUUAAAGCAUAAGCAGGAAAGUGUAAGUAUAAUGGAGACUAGUAUGGCUGAAAUUAUUAAUGAAAUCUAUAAGGAACUAAAUAAUGAGGGCCCAUUUGAUUUGACAUUACUACCCCAAGAAUCAGAUUCUCAAUUAUAUAUUGCAGACUAUAUGAAGAAAAUUGAAGUUUUAUUAGAAAAAGAAAGAGAAAAUUUAAGCAAUUUACAGAGAAACUUAGAAAAAUACAAGUGUAAUUUGUCUAAGUUAGAUGGAGAAAAAAAAGUAAAUAUGGACUGGUUGGAGAAAUGUAAAGAGGAUAUGAUAAGGUACUCACCUUUGGAAAAACUAUCAUAUGAAUAUAAGCAAAAUAUCUUUAAACUUAAUGUUAUAUCUAUAAUCGUAGAUGAUCUGGAAAAAUAUCAGUGGGCUCUUCAAAAGGCUCUUAUGAAGUUCCAUGCAACUAAAAUGAAGGAGAUAAAUAGGACAAUUAAAGAAUUGUGGAAAGUUACAUAUAAAGGGCGAGAUAUUGACUAUAUUGCUAUACGAAGCGAUGUUGAUAAUGAUCAAGAGGAUGAUGCAAAGUUAUCUGUAAGCAGUAAAAGUGUUUCUAGUACAAAAUCAUUUAAUUAUAGGGUUGUAAUGGUUCAAAAAGGAGUUGAACUUGACAUGAAAGGUCGUUGUUCUGCUGGUCAAAGAGUACUAGCAUGCAUACUUAUUCGAUUAGCUCUUGCAGAGUCAUUUUGUGUAAAUUGUGGUAUUUUGGCUUUAGAUGAACCUACUACAAAUCUUGAUAGAGAUAAUAUUGAAGGUUUAGCUAAUGCAUUAUCUUAUUUAAUAAAGUAUCGUAAAUCUCAACAAAAUUUCCAGCUUAUUCUAAUCACUCAUGACGAGGAAUUUGUUCGUAUUAUGGCACAUGCGCAACAUUGCAAUCAUUUUUAUAAAAUCGUUAAAGACGACGAUGGUUAUUCUACUAUUAGACAAGUUGAUAUCAGAGGAUUUUAA
Messenger RNA from Cryptosporidium muris RN66, 3279 nucleotides. RefSeq lists its product as uncharacterized. The transcript is spliced from 4 exons. Gene Ontology annotation, molecular function: double-stranded telomeric DNA binding; ATP hydrolysis activity; G-quadruplex DNA binding. Gene Ontology annotation, cellular component: condensed nuclear chromosome; Mre11 complex. Gene Ontology annotation, biological process: telomere maintenance via recombination; chromosome organization involved in meiotic cell cycle; double-strand break repair. Bases 1 to 3279 code for a protein of 1092 amino acids. The record is from RefSeq and is a predicted model, not a curated record. Lineage: Eukaryota; Apicomplexa; Conoidasida; Eucoccidiorida; Cryptosporidiidae.